Molecule: messenger RNA, 8994 nt
Organism: Apis cerana (Asiatic honeybee)
Lineage: Eukaryota; Metazoa; Arthropoda; Insecta; Hymenoptera; Apidae
Product: regulator of G-protein signaling 11
Biological process (GO): regulation of G protein-coupled receptor signaling pathway; positive regulation of GTPase activity; G protein-coupled receptor signaling pathway
Cellular component (GO): plasma membrane; neuron projection; cytoplasm
Molecular function (GO): GTPase activator activity
Source: RefSeq, a predicted model, not a curated record
GGUGCUGUUUCGACGGCAUAUAGUGCGGACGGUGGCUUUAGACUCGAAGCUGCGGAAGAAAGGCCGCGAGCUCGAUCGUGUUCCAAUGGCCUGAUACACAUUACCAGACGCGUAUAUGAAGCUACACUGCCCUGAAUCGUCGAUGGGCGUGCGGGGGUGACUGGAGUGAUGGGAUGGGGCUAGAGCCCCAUGGAGUUCGGGUAGACCCGUCUCCGGCCCAACUCCCCAGCCCCCUCCGCCAUCGAUAUCGUCACAGCUCCUGCCAGCGUCGCAGAGGGCCGCCUCGAUCGCGAUGGAGGCCUCUAAUAAUCAACAACAGAAAAAGGAGCCAAGCGUUCACAGGCCUUGCGCCUUCGACAAGAUGGAGGGGCUGGUGCGGGAGAUGCAAGACCCUGAGAACGGGGUACCCGUGCGCAGCCAAAAACAAUUUCUCACCUCAAUUCCUUCGGCUUUCAUGGGUGAGUGCCAUCGGUACCUGCGUUGUGGAGUAAGCGUAAGCGGCCAUCACGGCCAGGACACUACAGUAGGCUGCCUGCGUGUUGCAGGUUACGAUCUCAUCGAGUGGCUGAUGGAGCGGCUUUCCAUCGAGGAAUCAGUAGAGGCGGUCCAUAUUGCCAAUCAGCUCUGCCAGUAUGGCUACUUCUUCCCGGUGAAUGACUCCAAGACACUCACCGUAAGGGAUGAUAGUUCUCUGUAUAGAUUUCAGACACCAUGUUAUUGGCCAUGGCAACAUAAAAUCCCUGAUAACAUGGAAUAUGCUAUUUAUCUGGCUAAGAGAACUUUAAGAAACAAGCAACGACAUGCUCUUGAAGAUUACGAAAUUGAAGCUUUAAACAGUCUACGUAGGAACUUGCAGAACAAGUGGGAUAUGAUACAACUUCAAGCUGAAGAACAGGUUCAGGUACGCUUAUCGAAGGAGCGAAAAAAAGGGGAUAAAAUAGUAAGCGAUUCUCAAGAGCGAGCAUUUUGGAGAGUUUACAGGCCACCACCUGGUUGUCUAAGUAGCCUCGAAGUAACACCCGUACCUACGCGUUUUCAUCCUGGACUUUCACGUCCUCCAUCGCGUAAACGCACUAUAACCGAUCUGCAACGCGAGGUGGCCCUUUUGAAGAACAGCUUAACGCGUACAAGGAUAAAAGUUUCUGCUGCUAUCGAAAAUUUCAACUCAUACUUCGAAACAUACAUGGAAUACGAUCCAAUGUUUGUACAGCCACAACCUUCCAAUCCAUGGAUUACCGAUGAUCAAACAUUUUGGCAGCUAAACAGUCCUCUAGUGGAAAUUCCUACGGAAAAACGUGUUAAGCGGUGGGCAUUAUCCAUGGAAGAGUUAAUGUCUGAUCCUACUGGUUUGCAAGAAUUUACGCAGUAUUUGAGAAAAGAAUACAGUCAUGAAAAUAUACGAUUUUGGUUAGCGGUUAAAGAUUUGAGGCAUAGUUUUCAAGCAAAAAUACCCGACAAAGUUAAUGAAAUCUUCAGAGAAUUCUUAGCACCCGGAGCACCUUGCGAGAUAAAUAUAGAUGGGAAGACGAUGGAAAAAGUUCAUCAAGAGAUGAAAAAUCCGAAUCGAUUCACGUUUGAUUCCGCCGCUGAACACGUAUAUACGUUGCUUUUGAAAAAGGAUUGUUAUCCUAGAUUUAUUCGUUCCGAUCAGUAUCGAAAUUUAUUAGCCUCUGGUGUGCAGCCUUCGCAAAAAAAAUGGUUUUUUUUCGGGGGACAAGCGAAAAAGAAAGUUUCUUCGACUUCGACUUCGAUCUCGGCCCCAACUCCGACAACGAGCACGUUGCAACAUCAUGCUGUAACCGCCGGCGGGGGAGGAGGGAGUGGAGGUGGUAGUAAACGAAGAGGAAGCGAUCGAAGUCUUUCCGGAUCUGCUCACGAGUUAGCCAUUUGUGGUAUUCGAGAUACGAGUUCGAUGCCUAGAGUACCGCAUUCUCACAGUCAGUCGAAUCUCACCGAUAUCCCAUAUAGGGGAGAUCUGGCUCGACUCGUAAAGAUUCCAACAAGGCCUAUCCCGCAUAACGUUCAGGAUGCUGGCACAUCGGAAACAUCGAUGGCUCGCCCUGUGGACGACGUUUGCCCGUGGGACGUGGUUCCGGGACCGAGUAUAGAGCACGAUAUAGAUACGGGCGCACAGCUACGGCAUCCAAUAUCAUCUGGAGUGACGUCGUCGGUUGAAAGCCAAGCGGAAGAAGGAAACAAUAACCUGAUUAGCCAGUCGCAUUCUAUCGAAGUUGCGGCACGCCCGUCUCGCAAAAAUUCAUCGCAAUUCGACUCCUGUAGUUCUUCAUCGGACGUGAGCUUGGCGGUGACAGAAGCGGUAUCGGAACAUCUUCGAAAGUCUUGCAGUUUGCAACAAAGUAGCAGCACAGGUGGUGGUUCGAGUACCUCGGAACGAGUCGGUAUGACAACGCGAAAUUAUUCGAUCGGUUCGGUUGGCGGAAGAGCGAAACUUGGAGAGAUCGGUCGACCGUCGGCUUCGUCCUUCAAUUAUCCAUCGCCGCAGCAUUCGCUCGAAUAUUCGCACGUGGUGACGGAGAUCCGAUCGGAGGGGAAGGAUAUCGCCGAGGUGGUGGAGACCGAAACGAGGUCAAAACUCACGUUGCUGGAAAAGGAACAUACGAAGAAAACUUUGAGCAAGGCCCCCCUGAUAAGUAUUAGCGCGAUUGUGGGCGACCUGGCGAGCGAUAGCUUUGCGGCUCAAGCGGAGGAACGAAAGGAGGACGAUUGCGGCAAGGGUGUGGCGGCGAAGGAAGGGGAAGUGGAGAUCGAGAAGAGGAAAGGGGAGGUGGAGGGUGAUAAAGGUGAUGCGGUUACCGUUGCGGAAGAAAAUUUGGCGGUUUCGACUCGAGUGGAAACGGAGACGGAGGAAUCGCUGGAGGAGGCGCAAGUCGUUCCUGUUUGGGAGCCGGACACCCGACAGGACGACCAAAUAGCACCCGUUACCCAACCAGCUCCUCAACAAAAGCGUGACAAUAACGUUAACGAAGUGUGCCCGUGGGAAGACGAGGAAAACUGUAGAGUGGAUGCACCCUAUGUGAAAACCUACGCGACUUUAGGUUAUUUGUAAUCUUUAGAUAUCGGUACUAAACAUACAUUUCACGUAUAAACAUUUGCAAUUUCAAUUCCCAUUUUACUUCACUUUUGCCAAGUCCGAGUGCCCGACCUAACAUUUCAAACAUAUUGAUCAUCGUUUCUCGUUAUAUUUUAUAUUACAUUCCGAAAGAUGGAUCGUUUCGUUGAACGAAAUUUAUUGCUUAUUACUUAUUUCGCACCGUUCUAAUAGACAGAUAUUUAUCGAUAAUUGUCGAGAUACGAAAUGAUUCGAAACGGAGAGAAAUGAAAAGAAGAUUUGCCCCAGCACGUGUAAACAGGUGUAAACGAGCAAGCAAGCAAGCAAGUAAGUAAGUAGAAAACUAAGUAAAUAAGUAAAUAAUUAAGUAAACAAACAAACAAAUAAAUAAAUAAGUAUUAAAAAGAAUCUUAUUUGUACAAGGUAUAAUAGAUACUUUGUGGUGAUACGAUCGAUAUGGAUUUAAAGUAAGAUUAAAGUAAUCGAUAUCUUUUGCGCCUAUAAGAGGAAUGUUAUUUAUUUUAUUUAUUUAUUUAUUCUUUCUCGAUUUUUUGCCGACGAUUUAUAUCGUUUCGUUACGACGACGUGAAUAAGAAAGUGAAUAAGCAGGCCUGCAAACGCCUGCUUUGACGUUAUACGGAUAAUUAAACAGAUAAUUAAAGAAAUCUGAAAUCACAAAAUUAAACUUAAUUAGUUGGCCGAACGUGAUGAAACGUAUAGUUCGUUAUUGUCGUUAUUUAUUUUUCAAGAUUUUGAAAUCGAUUUAUUCGACGAAAGGAAAUUAAAUGCAAAGAAGACGCGUUCUGCGAGUGCUAGUCAACCAUGAGCCCAUUGACCGCCCUCGUAGCUCGCAAAUUUCUUCGAUACGAGGAAAGAAGAACGAUAAGAUUGGCGUGGCAUUAAGUGGAAAAAAACUUUUCCACUUAAUUCGAAUAAAUCGUUUCGAAACGGAAAAAAUUUCUCGGAAUGGAACGGAACGAUUGUACGAUUGUGAAUUUUAAGGAUGAAUCGUUGGAAUUAGAUGACGAUUAAAAAUUAAAAACGUAAUUAAAUUAAACGUAACGUAAGUGAUUUAGAUCACUUUGCUUCGCUUAAAUAAAAUAACUUAAAUGUCGUGAUAUUUGAUUGUCGUUUAAUCCAAGCGUCGAUACAGUGUUAUAACAAUGUCAAACAACAACGAGCGUAAAAAAUUUUAGCUCGCUUGCGUGCGGCCUGAUAUCUAUACUCUAACGGCCUGCUGACGGUUAAACGUUUAACGAGUAUUACCAAAUAAAAAACCUGUUUCACUUUUAAUCUCUUCGGAGAAACUCGGUAAUUUACUUGUUAAAAUCGUUGCUCUACUCGCUGUUCCUAUUAUCGAGAUCGAGAUCGAGAUCGAGUUCAAUUUCAAAAGAGGAAAGAGAAAAAAGUACGAGAAGCGUGAAGUAAUAUAAUAAUAAUGAUAACGAUUCGUUUGUUUAUCACUUAUUUAGAAGAUAUCGAAUCUUGUUAUACAUACAUAUUAUACGUAUAUAUAUAUUACCUCGAGGUGUAGAGUGUUUAUCGGGUUUAUCGGGUUCUCGGUACUGUCACUGCCCCAGUACCAAGAUCCCUGCGAUCUAAACAAAUUUCAAUUCUCAAGUUAAUCGAUUAAUUAAGAGAAAUUUAAGAAAAACUACUACUUGUUCCGCUCGACGAUGUAAUUCAACUUUAUUCUCUCCCUUUAGAGAAUUUAUUCGAUCGCUUGUUAAAAAAAAAAAUGGUAGGAACGUGUCGUUGUAUCGUAAGAAAUUAGGAAGAUAAUCUUAUUAUAGAGCAUUAUACGUACAUGGUAAUCGUAAUAUUUUAUCAAAUGAAAUCGUAAUAUUAAUCGGAGUGGGAAAGGAUCGAUUCGAUCGUGAAUUACACACACAUUAGUGGUAAUACUUGUCCGCUAUACGACAACUGGACUCGAUUAUUAAACGAAAUUAUAAAACAUCGUUAUUAUCGAAACUAAAAAUUACGAACGACGGGGAAAUAGAUAUUUUAUCGCCUCGUUUCUUUUUCUGCAAUAUUUCGACGAAUAUCUGUUUUGUAACGAUAAAUACUCCGACUCCGAUAUAUAUAUAUAUCCCUAACUCGCGAGCAGAAGAAGAAGAAGAAGAAGGAGAAGAAGAAGAAGAAGAAGAAGAAGAAGAAGAAGAAAUUGAUUUACAGAGACAGAGAUACAUACGAUAUUUACGUUUCGUACAAAAAGUUCGGGCACUCGAGGCUAGAGUUUAAGAAAUCCUGAGACGUAUUCACGACGAUUGUGUAUCGUCGAUUCAACAGCUCAAUUUAACUAUUGUAAACAUCCUUAUGAAAAAUAGAUAGUCGGUUAAUAAGAUAAAAGUGAGAUAUUGCGAUUCUUAUGGGAACGAAUAUAAUAUAUUAUAUACGAAUCAUAAUGAAAUACGGCAUAGGUAUCGAGAUGAUUUUUCCGUUAGUCUCAGCAUUAGCAAAUGUACGUAGUUUCGACGUAUGACUGACGAUUAGUCUUAUUUACGAAAUACGAUGACUCGUGAAUACAGACUAUUCACCUACCUAUAUAAUAAUAUAUAUAUAUAUAUAGUAUAUGCCACGUUGAAGAAUAAAAUUUCGUUCGAUCAAGCAUGCGACGAGAAUAAAUAGGUUGGUAAUAAAUAAAUUACGACAAACGAAUCAAACAACUAUUUUUGUUCUCUUUUUGCAGAAACGUUUUAUAUGUAUUGUGCGUAUAAUGCCGUUCCGUCGUUAUUAUUACAAUUUUUCAAUCACCGAUCGUGAAUAAUAGAUUUUAUUCGCUAUCGUUUACUCGCUGACUCGCAUCACCCUUGCAUAUAUAAUACACAUAUAAGGGGCAAUCGAAAGGAUCGUUGUACGUCAUGAAUCUUUAAGCGUUAUUCGAUUUCACGUUCCGUUUGUGUAUCGGUGUAUUUUUCGUGUUACGUAAAUUGGUAAAACGAACGUUUCAUCGACGACGAAAAGUGACGUGUAACGUAUCUGUUGGCCAUUAUUUUUUUCGUUCAACGGAGAAUGCAUCGCCAGAGAUCCGAGAGUAAUCGAUAUCGUAAAUAGAAACGGGGAGAGGAACCGUGUAAAUGACAUACAAGUUACGACGACGAUUCCUAAUUAUUUUUCGAUGUAUUCGAUUCGUUUUUCGAGAAUUAUCCGGUUCGUUGAACGUAUCGAUUAUAAAUAUUUUUCUUUCUCCGAUUUAUUAUUAUUUUUCAAAAGGCGCUAAUCGUACGAUCGAAUUCGUAAUCUAUCUAACACGAAUAACACGAGAACAGAAUUAUUUGAAACGAUCCGUUAAAUGUUAACGCGUAUUCGAGAUUUCGAUGUAACUCGCGGUCGUUUAUAUUUUCAUUUCGAAGCUAAUGAUAAAUAAAUGUUAAAUUACGUGUGUUUUCGCAUCGGUGACGCGAAAUUUUUUGGAAUCGGUAUCUUUCGUCGAGUUUUCGGAUCCGAGUAGAAGACGAGGGAGAGAGAGAGAGUAGGAACGGAAUAACGGAAAGUAAUAAUAAUUUUAAAAGAUAUUUGAUUCGCAAUAUUUGAUCGAGGCGCGAGUGCUUAUCGUAUUUUUAAGUCGAUCUCUAAAUCUAUUUAUAUAUUUCGCUGAUCGCGUACAUAAACGAAAACAAUCGGAACGUAUUCCCUUUUUAUUUUUAUUCUCCAUUUCUAGAUCUUUGCCAAUAGUACAAAUGUAACUUAAAGUAUAGCGUAAUUUACGGAUAAGCCUGGCUCCGAUACGAUCUAGAUAUAUAAUCGUACCAACGCAUCCAUCGUAUUUCCUUUUCUUUUCUUCUCUCUUUCUUAAUUCCUUUACUCGCUUUUUCUUCGUUCUAUCGUUGUACAAUUAAUAUCGUACAAACGUUUUCGAGAACGUUUUUUUUUUAUCAAAUUUUUAAAAACGGAACAAAAUAUUUUACCAUUUUGAUAAGAUAAUUAAGAUUUCGGUUCGAUUUAUCGAGUGAAAUUGUACGCGAAGUGAAAUUAACGUAAUUUUCCGAGUAUCUCGUUAUCCGUCGUUUCCCAUCUACGCGAUAGUACGAAUAACUAGUCGAGAACGAGCCAUGUUUAUCGGGAAAAGACUGAAAACGUACCUGAAAUUCACCCCUCCUUCGAAAACUCGUGUUGUAACAAAUUCUACGACUAACGUUUUAGAAUAACUAGUAUUGUCUCAUCGUUUCGAUAAAAAGGGGGAAAAUGUAACUGAUAAAAGAAUAUUACUACAUCUCGAGAAAGACGAAGAUAAUUUUAAGCGUUACUACGGAUGAGAAAAGGGGUGAUCGAUUCAAGAUUUCAGCGAUCCUUGACGUGUCCCGAGACGUUUCAUCUGUAUUUUGUAUUAGAUCGAUCUAUCGCCAAGUCGUUUUAACGAGAGUAUAAUAUAUAUAUGUGUGUAUGUGUAUAUAUAUAUAUAUAUACAUAUAUAUAUGUAUAUAUGUUUAAAAAAAAUAUGUAUAUUUAGCGAAUUACUGUUAGUAAUCGAGAAAGAGAUAGCGUAGAGGUUCUCGUCUCACCGACAACAUCGUCUUAUUCGAGAACAUUGCUGCUUUUUUUUUAUCGUCAAAAGAAGAUCGUUCGAUUUAAUUGGAAGAUAAAUGUUUUUACACGGAUCAAUCAAUGGGGGGAGGGGGAAAGGAGGGGGGAAGAAUGAAAUAAAAGAUGAAAAUUAAUUAAACGAAAUGAUGAGAUUGCGUUCGUAAGAAUGAAACGAAAAGGAAAAAUUCGUAAUUCGUUCGAAACGUGUCCUGAAUCAUCGCUUAUUUGCGUUUUCUAAUUCUUUAUCUUUUUUUACCAUAGUGUACCGAUACAUCGGUAUUUGAUAACGAAUCGAUAAGCUGUACUAUCGCGUAUACGCGAGAAAAAAAUUAAAGAUCCUUUCGUAAAUUGUUUUCAAUAAUGGGCACAAAGAUUCGUACGACGAAAAGCGACGAAGAAAAGAGAGGGGGAGGGGGGGGGAUAGAGACGCGAAGGUACGUGUAUCGAUACGAAAGCAAUUUUACGUACGAGGAAUUGCAAAAUUGAAUCGAUUAACUGCGUUUUAAGAGAUUAAAUCGAAGAGAUGAAUCGGACUAUUUAAAAGAAAGAAAGAAAGAAAGAAAGAAAAGGAAGGAAGGAAGGAAAGAAGGAAGAAAGAAAAAAAAAAGAAAAAAAAAAAGAAAAAAAAAUGUAUAAAAUAGAAUCCAAAUAUAUGGAUCUCUUCGUUACAUUCUAAAUCAGUUAUGAACGUUAAAUAGAUGCUUAAACGAUAUUAGAGUGUAAAAAAUUCGAAUUGAAGGAAAAAGCAAAGUAAUCAUCUUUGUAUUAGAUAAGUUGUAAUUGCGCUAAUGACUCGCGAUACGUCUAUCGCAACUUAUAUAUUUUAAAACUGUAUUAACGCGUUGAACGUACUGUCGUUCACCGAAUAAAAACUGAUUAUUUAAUUACUACCACGUAUAUUACAAAUAUAUGCAAAAGAAUGAAACGGAUAAAAAACGUGUUACCACUUACCACAUUUGGAAAACGUGUUAUAGAAAUAUAAAUAAAAAGGCUUUGGUGUAUAUAGUUUUGUAAAGUAAUAAAGAUGUAUAGAGACGAAGUAAUAGUAAACGAAGGGAGAAAAGACAUACCACGGUGUUAAACCGUGCCGACACGUUGGUCAAGGCCGAUAUAAACUAUCGAAAUUGAAUCGAAGCGACGCGAUGCGACGCGACGCGAAACAAUGCGCUUGUAUAUCGAGGGAAUUGUUGCAUUGGACGUAUUUUACGAUGCGUAAUUGAAUUGAACCGAAUCGUUAAAUGUAGCUGCAUUUACGCGUAUGUAGGUAUGUAUGCGUACACAUGCACACGCACACGUAUACGUAAAAGCAGAAAGAAUGUUAUAAAAUAUGUGAUACAUGCGUAUUAUUUUAAGCUGUCGAUAGAAUGUCCCAAUAUUAAAUAUAUUAUAGCGAGAUUAAA